AUGGUAAAUCCUUAUUAUGUGGAUUGGGGUGUUGACAGAUUUGCUGAGAUGACCAAAGUGUCUACACCUAAAUCUGAUGGUCCCCUCACUAAUACCGAUCAGUUACCAAAGUACUUUUCUGCAGCUAUAAUCAGUAAAAUUUCAGUACCAGCUACUAUUGUGGACCGGCAAGGUUCCACUAAGGGUUUAUGGACUUUACUUCUUGAGACAAUUAUGUCCUCUACCCAACAGUCUUGGCAAUCUCAAGGCUUUGUUGUCCCAGAGGGGGGUGGGGAAUUUGGAGCAGGCAGAGUCACAGUAUCACCAGCAUAUUUUAUGCAAAGACAUGAGAGACUGGAAGACCCAAUGGUUACCUCGGCUUCAUAUAAGCCUGUGGAAGUCCAAGAGUGGCUAGCUACUUUAUCAGCUACUGAAUAUUUCUGGAAUGCCAUUACUGCUGUAUUGGCUCCAGAUCUAUUCAAAGUAGGCACCUUGGCCAUCAGUCGCAUUAUUCAGGAACUUCAAGGUUCUGAUAGAACAUCACCACCCAUCUGUGAUUGGCCCUCAAUCUUCUCAGGAUUGGAAAUAAUUGCAAAUUGUACAACUUUAUUACACAGAGAUUUUGGUGGUGCCCCUUCUCUUUUUGAUCUUCUGAUUAGUUUAUGCAGUGGCCAUGAGGCUAAGUUGACAUUAGCAGAUGUUGGAGCCGAACUGAAUUAUUACCCUGGGACAAUGGUCUUCAUUUACAGGAAGGUUUUACAACAUUCUAUCGGUCCAUGGGGUCCAGGAGAGAGGCUCGUUAAUGCCCAUUUUAUGCGGGAUAAAAUACACUCUAGAGUCGGGGUAUCCAGACCCCCCUUUCCAACACAGGCCUAUUUUUUGAAGAUGGUAGGGCAGCAGGAUAGUUCUUGGUUGUGA
Suillus fuscotomentosus is the source of this 897-nucleotide messenger RNA. RefSeq lists its product as uncharacterized. The coding region runs from base 1 to 897 and encodes 298 amino acids. The record is from RefSeq and is a predicted model, not a curated record. The transcript is spliced from 5 exons. Lineage: Eukaryota; Fungi; Basidiomycota; Agaricomycetes; Boletales; Suillaceae.